AUGGCUGCGUCCAUGGCACGGCUCUUGUGGCCUUUCCUGGCUCGCCAGGGGCUCCGGUUCCGAGGACGCUGCGUGUGCAACCAGAACCCAAGGAGGAGUUUCGCUACAGAAAAACGAGUUCGGAACCUCCUGUACGAACACGCACGCGAGGGGUACAGCGAGCUUCCUUACUUAGACAUGGAGUCGGUGUGCGCAUGCCCAGAAAAGGCCGCGCGCUCCCUGGAGCUCCGCAAGGGGGAGCUGCGGCCGGCCGACCUGCCUGCGAUUAUCUCCACGUGGCAGGAGUUGAGGCAGCUUCGGGAGCAGAUCCAGAGCCUGGAGGCAGAGAAGGAGGCUGUGGCAGAGGCAGUGCGGGCCCUGCUGGCAAAGCAAGACAGCAACCAAGUGCAGAAGGACCCCCAAUAUCAGGGCCUUCGGACCCGUGGCCGGGAAAUCCGGAAGCAGCUCACACCCUUGUACCCCAGAGAGACCCAGCUGGAGGAAGAGUUCUACCAGCAGGCACUGAGGCUGCCCAACCAGACCCACCCGGACACGCCUGUUGGGGAUGAGAGCCAGGCUAGAGUGCUCCGUGUGGUGGGUGACAAGCCGGCUUUCUCCUUCCAACCCCGAGGCCACCUGGAAAUUGGCGAGAAACUGGACAUCAUUCGACAGAAGCGCCUGUCUCACGUGUCUGGCCACCGGUCUUAUUACCUGCGCGGGGCUGGAGCCCUCUUACAGCACGGCCUGGUCAACUUUACCCUCAGCAAGCUUGUCAGCAGGGGCUUCACACCCAUGACGGUUCCAGACCUUCUGAGAGGAGCUGUGUUUGAAGGCUGUGGAAUGACACCAAAUGCCAACCCAUCCCAGAUUUACAAUAUUGACCCCUCCCGCUUCGAAGACCUCAACCUGGCUGGGACAGCAGAGGUGGGGCUGGCAGGAUACUUCAUGGACCACGCAGUGGCUUCCAGGGACCUUCCAGUCAGGAUGGUCUGUGCCAGCACCUGCUACCGGGCAGAGACAGACACCGGGAAGGAGCCUUGGGGGCUGUACCGAGUCCAUCACUUCGCUAAGGUGGAGAUGUUUGGGGUGACAGGCCCUGGGCUGGAGCAGAGCUCGCAGCUGCUGGAGGAGUUCCUGUCUCUGCAGGUGGAGAUCUUGACAGAGCUGGGCUUGCACUUCCGGGUGCUGGACAUGCCCACCCAGGAACUGGGCCUUCCUGCUUACCGCAAGUUCGACAUUGAGGCCUGGAUGCCUGGCCGAGGCCGCUAUGGGGAGGUCACCAGCGCCUCCAACUGCACAGACUUCCAGAGCCGCCGUCUGUACAUCAUGUUUGAGACAGAGACUGGGGAGCUGCAGUUCGCACACACGGUGAAUGCCACCGCUUGUGCUGUUCCCCGAGUCCUCAUUGCCCUCCUGGAGAGCAACCAGCAAAAGAGAGUCCCGAUUCUCCACCAUGCUGUUCCGUGCACCCACCUCUACAGCGUUGCUGCUGCUGCCUCUGCCCCCGCUGCUGGCAUUGCUGCUGGGGGCUGCUUCCUCAGCUCCCCUGACACCGAGACCCUCCAAAGAGGUGAGCAGAGCCCUUCCUUGCCCUCUCCAUCCCGCUGAGUCCCUUCUGCCCAACUUCUCUCGGUAUCCCCACCUCUUUUGAUCCUGUAGCCACUCUGUUCUCCCAAAUCCCUUACAUUUGCCCUUCCUCUGACCACUCAUCCUUGCUCCCAGCUAACCCGCUGUCUAGCAGAGGUGGUGAUGGAGGUGCUGACACUGGGCCAGGCCCAGAGAGGCCCCUGCACAGCUCUGCUCCACAAAGGUAGGGAUACCCCAAUUCCCCUCAGAAUUCCCAAGAUCCUUUUCCUACCUCCCUACUAUCCCAUGUGCAUGGUGGAAGAAUUCCCUGGCCUGAAUUAGUGUGGUACUACUCACAGCCCCAACUGAAAGAACCUGGCUCCCUUGAAGCUCCCAGCAGGAUAAGGACUGGGCAGAGAACAUCUGCAGCCCGUAACUCCCCCGUCAGCGCUAAACAGUUCCCAUCAUGAUGUCAGGAAGCCCUCAACUCUUCAGGGACUGUGUCCCAGUUGGCUACACUAGGAGCAUCCUAUCUUUUCCCCCCGCUAGAGAUAUUCGAGACAGAGCCCCAAGGCUGUGCGUCCCCUGAGGAGAAGAGGCUGCUGGGUGGGGACUUCAACAAGCAGGAGUCUGAAAAGAUGAGAUCCAGCCAGGAGAUAAGGGGUGAGGAGGAGGAGGAGGAAGAAGCAGAGAGGACCCACAAGUCUGAGGUUCAGGAACAGGCAGUCCACACGCACCUCCACAGUCAGCUUCACCAGGAG
Molecule: messenger RNA, 2306 nt
Organism: Rattus norvegicus (Norway rat)
Lineage: Eukaryota; Metazoa; Chordata; Mammalia; Rodentia; Muridae
Source: RefSeq, a predicted model, not a curated record